Messenger RNA from Drosophila gunungcola (fruit fly), 6305 nucleotides. It is a transcript of the gene fru, whose product is annotated as sex determination protein fruitless. Lineage: Eukaryota; Metazoa; Arthropoda; Insecta; Diptera; Drosophilidae. The transcript is spliced from 8 exons. Gene Ontology annotation, biological process: regulation of transcription by RNA polymerase II. Gene Ontology annotation, cellular component: nucleus. Bases 463 to 2877 code for a protein of 804 amino acids. The record is from RefSeq and is a predicted model, not a curated record. Gene Ontology annotation, molecular function: protein binding.
UCCUUCAGCAAGGACGCACAGCUCACACAAUCCCUUCGAAGGACGACGUCAACCCGAAACCUGCCACAACAUUGCAAAUCCAGACACUGAGGUCCUGUUCAGCGUUUUACAUUCAGCGCUUUACAUGAAUGCUAGGACGCUGUAAAAAUCGGCGCUAGAAACGCUAAUUAGCCAGACAUGUUAGCCAAGUUUUACUCGGUGAUUUUGCGCUUGAUUUUCUGACUUUGUGUUUUUGUGUGAGUGCCGCCCGAUUUUGUUUGUCCUUUUUUUUUCUGUUGGUGUCUCACCGAGUGCCGUUUUAAGCCAAGAUACUAGAGACCCACUAGCGCCCAUCUAAUACAUAUUAACUUGUUGUGCGUUGUGCCAGCUUUUCGUGUGUGUGCCAGCUAGCCUCUGAGUGCAUUUUCAUUAAAGUCAACAAGUUGCAGCCGCAUAAGGUCAAAUAAAAGCAGAAGGGCCAAAAUGAUGGCGACGUCACAGGAUUAUUUCGGCAAUCCGUACGCCCUAUUCCGCGGACCGCCCACAACUUUGAGGCCGCGAGAGUCGCCGCUGGGCGUGGGCCACCCCCACAGUCACGGGCAUAUGCACAGCCACGCCCACGCCCACACCCACGGCCAUGGGCAUGGCCAUGGGCACGGCCACGCCCACUCGCAUUAUGCGGCCUUGGACUUGCAGACGCCGCACAAGCGGAACAUCGAAACGGAUGUGCGGGCACCGCCGCCGCCAUUGCCGCCGCCACCGCUUCCGCUUCCGCCGGCAUCCCCUAGGUACAACACUGACCAAGGAGCGAUGGACCAGCAAUUCUGCUUGCGCUGGAACAAUCAUCCCUCAAAUCUGACCGGCGUGCUCACCUCGCUGCUGCAGCGUGAGGCACUAUGCGAUGUCACGCUCGCCUGCGAGGGCGAAACAGUCAAGGCUCACCAAACCAUUUUGUCAGCCUGCAGUCCGUACUUCGAGACGAUUUUCCUACAGAACCAGCAUCCACAUCCCAUCAUCUACUUGAAAGAUGUCAGAUACUCAGAGAUGCGCUCUCUGCUCGACUUCAUGUACAAGGGCGAGGUCAACGUCGGUCAGAGUUCGCUGCCCAUGUUUCUCAAAACGGCCGAGAGCCUGCAGGUGCGUGGUCUCACAGAUAACAACAAUCUUAAUUACCGCUCCGACUGCGACAAGCUGCGCGAUUCGGCGGCCAGUUCGCCGACCGGCCGUGGGCCGAGUAAUUAUGCCGGCGGCGCUGGGGGCGUGGCCGAUGCGAUGCGCGAAUCCCGCGACUCCCUGCGCUCCCGCUGCGAACGGGAUCUGCGCGACGAGCUGACGCAGCGCAGCAGCAGCAGCAUGAGCGAGCGCAGCUCGGCGGCAGCGGCGGCGGCGGCAGCGGCAGCAGCGGUAGCGGCCGCCGGCGGUAAUGUCAAUGCGGCCGCCGUCGCCCUGGGGCUCACCACGCCCAGCGGCGGCGAACGAUCUCCGAGCGUCGGCAGCGCCAGUGCGGCGGCAGCGGCCGCGGCGGUUGCUGCGGCGGUUGCAGCGGCCGCCAAUCGAAGUGCCAGCGCCGACGGAUGCAGCGAUCGCGGCAGCGAACGCGGUACGCUCGAACGGACCGACAGUCGCGAUGAUCUGUUGCAAUUGGAUUAUAGCAACAAGGAUAAUAACAAUAGCAACAGCAGCAGUACCGGCAACAACAAUAAUAAUAACAACAACAACAACAAUAAUAAUAGCAGCAGCAACAACAACAACAAUAACAACAACAACAACAAUAGGGAGCGCAACAACAGCAGAGAGCGGGAAAGAGAACGUGAGCGGGACAGGGACAGGGAGCUGUCCACCACGCCGGUGGAGCAGCUGAGUAGUAGUAAGCGCAGACGUAAGAACUCAUCAUCCAACUGUGAUAACUCGCUGUCCUCGAGCCACCAGGACAGGCACUACCCGCAGGACUCUCAGGCCAACUUUAAGUCGAGUCCCGUGCCCAAGACGGGCGGCAGCACAUCGGAGUCGGAGGACGCUGGAGGCCGCCACGACUCGCCGCUCUCGAUGACCACCAGCGUACACCUGGGCGGCGGUGGGGGCAAUGUGGGCGCGGCCAGUGCCCUGAGCGGUCUGAGCCAGUCCUUGAGCAUCAAGCAGGAGCUGAUGGACGCCCAACAGCAGCAGCAGCAGCAUCGCGAGCACCACGUUGGCCUGCCGCCUGAUUACUUGCCGAGCGCUGCUCUGAAGCUGCACGCGGAGGACAUGUCCACCUUGCUGACGCAGCAUGCUUUGCAAGCAGCAGAUGCGCGGGACGAGCACAACGAUGCCAAACAGCUGCAGCUGGAUCAGACGGACAAUAUAGACGGCUCCAAGGCCUGGCACAUGCGGCUAACUUUCGAGCGCCUCUCGGGCGGCUGCAACCUGCACCGUUGCAAGCUGUGCGGCAAGGUCGUCACCCACAUCCGCAACCACUACCACGUCCACUUCCCGGGCCGCUUCGAGUGUCCGCUGUGCCGGGCCACCUACACGCGCAGCGACAACCUGCGCACCCACUGCAAGUUCAAGCAUCCCAUGUACAAUCCGGAUACGCGCAAGUUCGACAACCUAAUGUCCUCGUCGGCGGUGGGGGCGGCGGCCACGCCCACGGCCAGCCAGCUGGCGGUUGCCUCCCAAGCGGCAAUGGCAGCGGCAGCCGCGGCGGCCUUUAAUGCAGCGCAACACCAACAACAGCAGCAGCAGCAACAUCAACACCAGCAACAGCAGCAGCAACAUCAGCAGUCGCAGCAACAGUCCCAGCAGCAACAGCAACAGCAGCAGCAGUCCCAGCAGCAACUCCAUGCCCUCGCCCAGCAACACAUGUUGCAGCUGCAGCCGCAACACCACCAGCAGCAGCAACACAAUGCCACAAGUGAAUGAUACAGUCAGUAUCUGGGCUGGAACUAUGGUGCCUGGCGCCCCGAUGACCCCAACCCCAAGCAGCAGCAUCGCAAGGCUCAGCCCUUUAACUUUUAUGCCCGCGACUUCUACUACCAGCAUCAGCAGCAGCAGCAGCAGCAGCCACAGUCGCUCAGCACCAGCCUAAGCAAUGGCAAUGGGAGACAACAGCAGCAACGGCGUCAGCAGGAGCAACAUCAACCUGCCCAGACGAUCAUCAUCGAUGAGAGCGACAAUGAGCUGGAGCUGGAGGAGCAGCAGAUGAGGCUGAACUUCGAGCGGUAUAUGGAACAGCUGAAGCAGCUGGCGCCCUACGAUCCCCAAGAAACUUUGUGCAAUAGCAACACCAAUACCAAUACCAAUAUAAAUAACAUUAACAGCAGCAUAAGCAGCAUCAGCAGCAUCAGCAGCGGCGAGCCCACGAAUGCCAAUCAAAAGGAAGCUACUACAACUACUACUUAUAGUAAUAUUAAUGAUAACAAUAGUUAUGCUAACAACAGCACUAGGAACUACAACAAAAGGCCGCAGCAACAGCAGGAGCAGCAACAGGAGUAACUGCAGCAACCACAUUCGCAAAAACAUCAUCAGCAACAGCAACCAAUUGAUACUCAAAGCAAAGUUAAUUUAGAUGAGAAACGCGUAUAAUGUCUUAAAUGUUGAAACGAUUUAAGGGUAAGCCAAAUUUAUUUGUCAAUUAUGUAGGCGAAAUAUGGAGAGGAGAGGAUAAAUCCGCGGCUGCGAGAAGGAAUCUAAUGCUGAUCUGUGCAGGAAGCGACACAUUGUAAUGGUUUCAACUAGAUACGGAUGUUGCAGUCACACACACGCACUUAUAUACAGUAUAGUAAGAGAUUUAUUUGUAAUGGAGUUUUAAUUGUAAAAGUCUUGUUCGUGGGGCAAGCAAAAGGGUUUCCAAGACAGCUAAGAACAGGGUGGAAUUUAGGGCGAAAUGGAAAAAAAAAAGGUUUUAAUUAGCAGCACUCAAAUAUUUACAACAAAAAGAAAAACAAAAACAAAAAGCUUGAACUAAACGUAACCUAAUUGUAUUUAAAGAACUACUCAUAUAUGGAAUUACAAAUUUUACAAAUUAAAAUCGUUGGACCUGUCAGACAUUUGUGCCAAAAUCUCUUGGUGGUAGUGCCAACAUCCUUGGCUGCACUCUCUCUUUUUGCACCUGUUCGUUGUUGCAUUUAACACUAAUAUGUGCACACCCACAGCCACACACCCCCACACUAACCCACCCACCCGGAAACCACUCUGAUACUCUAUAAAAAAAAAAAAUUAGGAGCAAACACCGAACAUUGAAGACAUUUAAAACGAGAGAUUUCUAUGCUGCUAACCAUUUUACUGUUUUAUAUAAAUGUAUAUUUAAUUACGAUCUAAUGGAUGUCAUGUGUUACGGAUAAAUAACGAGAACUGUAAAAUAGAAUGAUAACAUUACUGGACUUAACCGAUAUUUAUAAAACAAUAUUCAAUGGGAUUUUCUCUGCAUAUAGAUGUAUCUAUGAUGUACAAAUCGGUGCGUUUGAUCGAUGUUAGUUGACCUUGAAGACAUGCAUUACGGCAGCCCUAAUCUUAGCGAAUCAGUUUUAAACUAAUCUAAUCUAAACUAAACUAAUUCACUGAUUAUGGAUACUAAACUAAUGUUAAUUUAUUUAUAACCAUCCUGGGAGUAUGUGCGAAUGAGUCUCGAACUGAGCGAUUGCCAAUGGAUCAAAUCCGAUCUGAUCUGAUCUGAUCUGAUCUGAUCUGAUCUGAUAUGAUGUAUUAUAGUUAGCGAUACCAUCGCCAGAUCCAUGCAUGUGGCCGAAUUUGUUAUCCAGUCUAUAUAAUAUACUUACUUACAUAUAUAAACAUGCGUGAGCUAAUAUUAAUAUUCGCUGAUUCUUAUUACGGUGUAAAUAUGAUUGAAAAUUCUCCCACGAUUUCUGAUAGUUAAUGUAUAUUUAAAAUCAGUUUUUUUGUAAUUUGUUGUUGUACAUUGAUUGCCAAAUCCCAGAUAUUGGUGCGCACACACACACACAAACACGAACAUAUAAAAACAAGCAAAAAAGAAUCACAUACACACACACACACGUCUAAUUGCCUAAAGAAUUAAUGCAUAAUUCUAAAUAUAUAGUUAUAUAUUAUAUACACACAUAUUCAUAAUAUUUAUUUGUUCUACUUCUUAACAUGAAAUGUUUAGUAAUUAAAUUUACAUUAUUAAUAAUGCUACAUCAAAUACUGCCCCCGACUUAAUGUUUGUUUAAUGUUUAUUUUUAACGCUGUUUUGUUAAACAAAAAUUUAAGAAAUUUAUCUAUAUAUGAUGUGAUAACUAUAGUAAAACUAAACACACACACGACCACAAACACACAAACAAACACACCCACACAUUACAAAUUGAAAUUAUGUUAAUUAAGCAGGAGUGUAGAGAGUUGAAGUUUUUUUAAAAAACGAUCGAAAGUAAUCUAUAGUUUGUGUGGUAUGCAAAAUGGUGCUAAAUCCAAAUAUACUUUAAAGUAUAAUGAGUAGGUCAAGAGGGAAUGAAAGGAGGAGGUCAGCUCUCCUUGAAUCGUAUCGUAUGUGCAAUAUGACUAGUUUUCGUUUAAGGUGCAGGAUGUUGACGAGACCACGCAAAAGCCAACCAUUUGAAUAAUGCGAAAAAAAUAACAAAAAAUAAAAAUAUGUGUAAAUACAAAGCGGUGCUUACCCCCUACAUCAAUUUAAAAAAAAAUAAUGCUGUGCUGCAGCUAUUCGAAAUCCUUUUAAAUGUCACACAAAUUUGGAGGAGAGACACCGCCAGAAAACUAAAUAAAUGUUAGCAUAUCACUAUGAAUAUGAUUAUAAAUAUAUAUACAUCUGAUAAAGCAGCAGGCAGAAGAGCAGUUAGUUAAUGAGAACUUUUCGCUACAAUUUCUGUGUCUAUUUACAAUAAAUGUCAUAAAGCUUAUCAAAUUACCGAAACACACCACCAACACAAAAACCACACACAGCCCAAAAACACUUUCAUAUUUAUUUUGGUGCCUUCUUUUUAAACCAUUUUGAAUUCAGUCCUUGAUUUCGAUUUUGACUUUGACUUUGACUUCGUUUAACCAAUUUUAACAGCAUUUUUGCAGUCGAUCAGAAGUGGUUCGAACCUUUAAUUUUAAUGACGUGCUAGUUUCAAUGUAAACUUAGUUUAAUCUAAUUUUUGUAUUAAUAAAUGCAAUACAAACUAUUUUUAGUUUUAUUUAUAAACAACAACAACAGCGGCAGCAACAACAACAAAAGUUGAACAUGAAAAAACGAAAAGAAAAUAGAAAAAAAUCAUAAAAAAAAUGAAAUCAAUUUAGUUAACGUUAAGCAAAGUGAAGCAAGCCCACAAUAUGCUUGCAGCAUUUGUUACAAUUUAUAUAUACACACAUAAAUAUAUAUAUUACAAUAUUUUUUAAAA